This is a messenger RNA of Pseudoliparis swirei, 2720 nucleotides long. RefSeq names its product solute carrier family 3 member 1 (gene slc3a1). The record is from RefSeq and is a predicted model, not a curated record. Lineage: Eukaryota; Metazoa; Chordata; Actinopteri; Perciformes; Liparidae. The transcript is spliced from 9 exons. Bases 602 to 2719 code for a protein of 705 amino acids. Gene Ontology annotation, biological process: carbohydrate metabolic process; amino acid transport.
UUGCAGGUGUUUUCACUUCAUUAGCUUCACAAUAUUCUUAUUUUCGGAGAUACUGAAUUUGGGGUUGUAAUCACCCAAAUUAAAAGAAAUAAAGGCUUGAAAUGUAUCACUGUGUGUUACAACGCACAGUGAUACAUAUAAUAUAUGAGUUUCACUUUUUUGUUAUGGAAUUACUGAAACAGAUGAACUUUUCAAUGAUAUUCUAAUUCAGUGAGAUGCACCUGUACUGCAGGAUAACGCAUGUAUAAGACGUAUAACCCUAGCACACUGUUGCAACACUACGAUAAUACAAAGUAUGACAGUUACAUCGUUAUUAUUUGAUAUAAAUCUCCAUUCCUCAACAUAUCUCAGUCAACACUGCAACAAAACAUUGUAAUCUCUCUACCCACUCCCAUCGAAGUCUCCUGCUUCCCACAUUCCUCAGGUGGCACUGUGCGUGUGCGUGUGUGUGUGAGAGAGAGAGAGAGAGAGAGAGAGAGAGCAGCACUUUGGCCUCCAGCAGUUACAUUGUGUAAUGCUGGCUCUGCGAGUCGGUCUGACUUCCUGAAGAAUAGUUUAAUCUUCCCCGUUUUAUCUCCGAGUUUCCCCCCCUGCGUGUCCCAUGGCAAAGGAUGCCGUUAGCGUGGAGCUGGAGUGCACCCGGAACCCGGAGUACCGGGACGUGGACGGCGGGUCGGUGGCGGACAACGUCCCGGAGGAGCCCGAGGGGAAGCCCUACGCGGACGCGGAGUACACGCAGAUCCAGCCGUACGCCGGGAUGCCCAAGGAGGUGCUGCUGCUGCACUCCUCCAAGGCCCGGUACCGGGUGACCCGAGAGAUCCUCUUCUGGCUGAUGGUGGCGUGCACCCUGGCGCUGGUGACGCUCACCGUCACGGUGAUCGCGCUGUCCCCGCGCUGCCUGAACUGGUGGCAGGUGUCCCCGGUGUACCAGGUGUACCUCCAGUCCUUCAGCGACUCUGACGGGGACGGGGUCGGAGACCUGAAAGGACUCCAUGAGCAGCUGGAUCACUUCCAGUACCUGAACAUCAAGUCGGUGUGGCUCAGUCCUUUCUACCGCUCUCCCAUGAGGGACUCUGGCUACGAUGUGGAAGAUUUCGGGGCCAUCGACCCGCUCUUUGGAACCAUGAAUGAUUUUGAGGAGCUUCUGGCUAAAAUGCACAGCAUAGGUUUGAAGCUGAUCAUGGAUUUCAUUCCCAAUCACACCAGCGACCGUCACCGCUGGUUCAACUUAAGCCGGGCGACAGAUCCUCACUACAAGGACUACUACGUCUGGAGCGACUGCAACGGCUCCGCGCCGAGGCCUAAUAAUUGGCUGAGUGUGUUUGGGGGAUCGGCGUGGACUUACGAUGAAGUGAGAGGACAAUGCUACCUGCACCAGUUCUUCAAGGAGCAACCAGAGCUGAACUUCAGGAACCCACAUGUCCGCAAAGAGAUGACCGAUAUCAUUCAUUUCUGGCUGGGGAAGGGAGUGGACGGGUUCCGGAUGGGUUCAGUGAAGCACCUCCUGGAGGCCGCACACCUGAGGGAUGAACCACAGGUGGACCCAAACAAAGCACCAGAGACCGUGGUCUCUGAGGGGGACCUCUACCACGACCACACCAUCAGUCAGCUGGGCCUGCACGACCUGCUGAGGGACUGGAGGGCUCAGAUGGAGGCCUACAGCCGGGAGCCUGGCCGAUACAGGUUCAUGGUGACGGAGUCUUAUGAUUACAAGGAGGUGGACAAGACCAUGAUGUACUAUGGCACCUCGCUGGUUAAAGAAAGUGACUUCCCCUUCAACUUUUACCUGCUGGACCUGCCUCAGAAUACCAGCGGCUUGUGGGUUCAACAUCUGGUCCAGCUGUGGAUGGACAACAUGCCCGAGGGACAAUGGGCCAACUGGCUGGUUGGGAACCAUGACCAGCCUCGCAUUGCCUCCACCGCUGGUCAGCCCUACAUCCGUGUCAUCAACAUGCUGCUGCUGACCCUCCCAGGCACGCCCACCACUUACUACGGCGAGGAGAUCGGCAUGGAGAACAUUAACGUCACAGACAGUCAGGCACAGGACCCUGCUGGCAAAUACAAUGCGAGCGCCAGUCGGGACCCUCAGCGGUCUCCAAUGCAGUGGAGUGGAGACAUGAACGCAGGCUUUAACAACAAAACCAACACCACCUGGCUGCCUGUACACCCGGACUACAGCAGCAUCAACGUGGAGGUACAGAACGCUUUCAAUGCUGUUUACCUCUCAAGAAACAUCUGGCCCUGUUUAUACAUCGAGUAUCCCCCUCGCCCCCCCUUUCUCUUCCAGGUCCAGAAGGAAGAUGAAGGGUCUGUUCUGGCUCAGUACCGCUUCCUAAACACGCUGCGUCAGUCAGAGCUCACCCUUCAACGUGGGUGGUUCUGCUCCGUCCACUCCGAUGCCAACGUCUUCUCUUACCUCCGGGAGCUGGACGGGCUCGACCGAGCGUUCCUCAUGGUGCUUAACUUUGGUAAAGAACCUGCCGUCACAGAUCUGUCCUCUGUUGCCGGGCUUCCGGACCAGUUGACGGUGCUGAAGAGCACAAACCAAGUGAGCGACGGCAAGGCGGUACAAAAGUCUCGUAUCCUGACGGAGGCAGGGGAGGGUUUGGUGAUUCAGUACUCCACCGACACUCGGUUUCAUCCAAACCACCUGGAACAGUGCUACGUCUCUGAGAAGGCCUGCUAUUUGAGUUUCGUGGAUAUACUUUAUAAAUGCUAAU